GGGUAAAAUAGACAUAACAGCAGCCGGUCCAUAUCCAGGCGGUGUUACAUCGGCGAGCCAAAUCCGUUCUUUUGAACUACGAAACCGCAGAGCCAAAUCCUCUCUCUCUCUUUCUCUCUCUUCUCUCCGGCGUUCUCCGGAGCGAAUUCUUUCUCUCUCUACGUCGCCGAUUGCGUUCGUGGUUUUUUUACCAUCGAAUUGCACACUCGCACAUUGUCUUCUCAUUUUACUACUGAAAGGAACAAGCCGAAGCCUAGAUUUGAUUGCACUCCGUUUGGGCAUAUUCAAGCUCCGGUCGCCGCAGCCGCCGCGUGUUUAUUUCAGCAAAAUGAGCAAAAGUGAUGUAGAGAUGGAGGAUGCCGAAAAGCUCCCUAAUGAUUCAGGAAAUAAUGUUGAAGAGGGCAAAUCGGUUGAUGCUAGUGUUGAAAAGGAAGGAGAAAAAAUUCCAUGUCCAGCUGCUGUCUUUGAGGAUGUAAAUGGAUGUGAGAAUGGGGGAGCAAAUAAAGGCAGAGAAGAAGAUAUUGACGAGACUAAUGUCUUGGCUGAGUUGAAAGAUCAAGCUAACUCUAACAGUGAGGCCUAUGAGCCAACAGAGGGACCAGUCAGUGAAAAAAUCAAUUCAGGAAGUGACAAUGAGGAACUAAUAUCCACCGAAACUGGGGCUGAAGAGCAAACUGCUUCGAGAAGUGCAGUGGAGAAACAAACUGAUGUAAAAAAUGACGUGUUUGAACAGAAUGUUACUAAUGGUAGGCUGGAAGAAGAGAAGAAGACCACUGAGAAUGGCCUGGACGGUGGAGACGAGGUGAAAAAUGUGGAGGAAAAACCCAAUGAAGAUGCUGUAGAGGAAAGUCCCAAAGAUAUUGGCAUGGAGGGUACAGAUUAUGUUGAACAUGUUGCAGUAGGGGAAAAGACAAUGGAAAAAGCUGAUGCUGGGAAUAAUUUUACAGGAGAUGUGCAGCUUCCAACUGACUUAUCUGCCAUUGAAGCUCCUCAAAUACAGAAUGCUGAGCAAGAUGAGGUUCAGCAGGGUAAGGAUGAAGAUAUGAAAGCUGCAGCUGACUUGGACAAAAGUAAAACAUCUAUAGAUGAUAUACAAGAACAUGGUGCGGAAACAGUUCUUGCUAGCCGUGGAAUUGUUGAGAACGAUAAUAGUGUUGAGACUGCUGCCAAACUUGAUGGUCAAGAUUCAUCGCCUGCGAACCAGCAUGAAACUGCUACUCCCAGUUCUCUUGUCAGAUAUUCUCAAGCAAGUGGUGGAGAUCAUAGUGGAGAAACAAAGAAUGCUUUUACUCCAGUAACGCUACCUCUGAUGGGAGAGAGCGACGAUGGAACACCAGAUGAACAAGCAGCAUUUAUGAAGGAACUUGAAAGCUUCUGUAGGGAGAGGGCAGUGGACUUCAAACCACCCAAAUUUUAUGGGCAGCCACUAAAUUGCCUGAAGUUAUGGAGGGCUACAAUUAGGUUGGGAGGCUAUGACAGGGUAACUGGAUCCAAGUUGUGGAGGCAGGUGGGAGAGUCGUUCCAUCCACCAAAGACUUGUACAACAGUUUCUUGGACAUUCCGCAUUUUCUACGAGAAGUCUCUUCUGGAAUAUGAAAGACAUAAGACACAAAGUGGCGAGCUUCAACUGCCGGUAGCAGCACUUACUGACGCUUCUCCUGUUGACGCUGAUGGAAAUGGUCAUCAAAUAUUAGGAUCAGGAAGAGGUAAAAGAGAUGCUGCUGGUCGUGCUAUGCAAGGUUGGCAUGUCCAAACCCUUUUUCCAAACGGUGAUGCUGGCGAGCCAAUUAUAAAGGACAAGAAUCUUAACACAAUGGCGAAGCGCGAGAAAACUCUCAAAAGCAUUGGCUCCCUAAAACAGAAGAGACCAAACGAUGUGGAGCAUUCAAAUAAAGCCGCUCGAACUGAAACAUCUAAGCAAUUGGUUACAUCAGUUGUUGAUGUUGGACCCCCGGCUGAUUGGGUGAAGAUUAACGUACGCCAGACUAAAGACUGCUUCGAGGUUUAUGCCUUAGUUCCAGGCCUGUUACGCGAAGAGGUACGAGUCAAUCGGAUCCAGCUGGACGUGUCGUCAUAACAGGUCAGCCUGAGCAAGUUGAUAAUCCCUGGGGGAUUACACCAUUCAAAAAGGUGGUGAGCUUACCUGCAAGAAUUGAUCCAAUUCAGACAUCUGCUGUGGUUAGCCUUCAUGGGCGUCUCCUUGUCCGAGUUCCUUUUGAACAGCCAAAUAUAUAAGGAACUAAAUCUUCCAUCUCACUAAUUUGCAACGAAUUUCAUCAUCCUUUUGAAUGGAUCACCGGUAAAAAAAAAAAGUCAGUUAACUCAGAAGUUUCUUUAACUUUAUGAAUGUGAUUUAUAUUAUUACUCCUUACCUUUGUAUUGUUUGCAUUAGUGAUUAGGGUUUAGUGGCUUAAUCUUAUUACCCAUAAAAUUAUGGAGGCUUUUCGGCUUUGGCCGCCCCAUUAGCUUUUGUAUUUGUCUGUAAGUUGUAACUGGUAAUUGGGCACACUUUACGUGUUUUCUCGUUCUACCAACCUUUUUUUGUCGAAAUUGAUGGAUUUAAUUUUUCUUUAAUA
This is a messenger RNA of Erythranthe guttata (spotted monkey flower), 2576 nucleotides long. The record is from RefSeq and is a predicted model, not a curated record. NCBI's taxonomy places the organism in Eukaryota, Viridiplantae, Streptophyta, Magnoliopsida, Lamiales, Phrymaceae.